Malania oleifera is the source of this 1021-nucleotide messenger RNA. RefSeq lists its product as uncharacterized. The record is from RefSeq and is a predicted model, not a curated record. The transcript is spliced from 5 exons. The coding region runs from base 264 to 689 and encodes 141 amino acids. Gene Ontology annotation, biological process: mitochondrion organization. Gene Ontology annotation, cellular component: nucleus; mitochondrion. NCBI's taxonomy places the organism in Eukaryota, Viridiplantae, Streptophyta, Magnoliopsida, Santalales, Ximeniaceae.
CCUUUAAAGACCAAUCACCCGCGCCCCUCCAAAAUGGGCGGAGUCAGUCAACAUCUAGAAUUAAUUAAAUUCUAGAAGAAGCUACGAAACGAAAUCCCCGUGAAAUUGGAAUAUUCCAGAAGAGGCUUCUAGCUUUCCUGCCCAAGCAAUUCCAGCUAAUAUCGCCUUCUAUAAAUUUCCAAACUGUCGUCGCGGAUCAACCCUGAAGUUUCUUGUUGAUUCGUUUGUGCUUGCUUUUUCUCUUUGAUUGCAUUUCAAUAAUCAUGCCUCGAAAAAGCUCCGUAGUAGGAAGGUCGGGUGGUGGCGCCCGCACCCCAUUGCGGAACCCUCCCAAGCCAGCUGCUCCUGCUCCUCCCCCAGCACCUGUGCAGAAUGGAGGCGGUUCUAUGCUGGGCGGAUUAGGGUCUACCAUUGCAGAGGGCAUGGCUUUUGGUACUGGAAGUGCAGUAGCCCACAGGGCUGUGGAUGCCGUAAUGGGUCCUCGUGUCAUCAAACAUGAGACAGUGGCCUCUUCUGCUCCUGCAGCACCAACCAUGGACGGUCUUGGAGUUUCUGAUGCAUGUGGUGCCCAAUCAAAGGCAUUCCAAGAUUGUCUCAGCAGUUAUGGGAAUGAAAUCAGCAGGUGCCAGUUCUACAUGGACAUGCUGUCUGAAUGCCGCCGGACCUCUGGCUCUACAAUGAGUGCUUAACGAUGAUCAUGAAGCAAACCACCCAAACAAAUAUGUACCCAUACUCAAUGGUUGUAGACUUGUAGCGACUAUUAUGGUCUCUGGUCAUUUUGUGGUUUGAACAUCAGAAUCAGGGUGUAGGGUUUGCCUUGUCAGUCUACCGGUGAUCGUAUCCUACAUUUUCUGUGGCUUUAGAUUUUCGAGUGGGUGCUUAUUGCUAAUCUCCCACCACUUUCCUGCCAAUUGUGUUUCUAUUGCAAUAAAUAUUGGAGCCUUGCCAUUGACUUGGCAAUGCUAAUCAACGCAAUUUCUUUUAGAGGAAAGAAAAUGAGAGGUUACAGAUUUGUUUAUUA